UUUCCUGGUUGCCUUUACACGUCAGAUUCUUACAGAAGAUGGAUCAAACCUGCACGUCUAAACAGAACAGACGACUCUCAAACCUCAGCGGACUUUUGUUGCUGCUGCUUCUGGCAGGACUUCAGUCUGUACUGUCUUCGGAUGGAGAGCAGCCUGAACAAGGUGAUAGUGAUGAUAACAGGACAUUUUCAGGAGGAGUGAAUGUAACAAUAAUCGGUCCGGACUAUGUGACGUUGGGAGUGCCGAGCACCGUUGAGUGCGAUGCCGGAUGCCCUGGAUGUCUCUACUCCAUGUCUUUGGAUGGGCAGACCGCUCAGGGUCAGGGUAACGUACUGGCCUUCACUGUAAACGAAUGGGUGGGGGCUGUAGUGGUGUCAUGUACGGCCACAGACGAGGACACACAGCAGACCGCCACGACAACGAAGAAACUACAGGUGUUAGACGGACCUGCCAACAUUUCCAUCGCAGGCGCUGAUUUGAUGAAUCCAACCUUGAGCCACACCUACAGCUGCCACGCCCACUGUCGGCCAUCUUGUUCCUACACCUGGAGGUCAGAUCAUGGCCCGUGGAUUGGUGGUCAAGGGAAUGUGAUUUCUAUCGUUCCUCAGGAGAUGAAUAACUCCACAGUGCUCACCUGCAAAGCCACCAACACUGUGUCUGGGCUGUUUAUCGCUGCCACGCGACGCAUUACUGUAAUAACCGGUCCAUCAAAGGUCCAGAUCGAAGGCCCCGACAUUGUAGAAAUCGCACAAAAGUAUAAGUUCAUGUGUUCUGCCGAGUGUCUGCCAUCUUGUCGCUACUUGUCGUCUGUGGACGGUCAGACCGUGAGGGGCAACGUGAUUGAGAUAAGAUUGGAUCAUCCGCUUAAAUCUUUCACUCUCAAGUGCGAGGCACAAAACACUGCUUCCAGGAGGACAGCCACAGUGUUAAAAAGUGUACAAGUAAAAGGGUCAAAUGGAAACCUGUCUGUUCGUCCUGAAGAGACUUCAGCACUGCUGCUGUUGGCCUUCAUGAUGACUGUCGCCUUAUCACUGUGAUCCACUGCACACAGGUUCAGCGGAUGAAUAAGUAACAAAGAAAUCUUUCUAAAUUGUGGGAAAUUGGUGACUCACACACUCUACAAAUGACUCCUUUACACUGGCCUCACAUGUUGACAGAGGGCUGAUCCCUGUUUGCACAUUGCAGGGAGUGACGUGGAAAAGGUGCUUAAAUAUCAACAGCGCGAAGAAAGGAGCAUUGGAUGUCAGAAUUGGUCAAUUUGUCCUCAACACUGAUUUAGCUGAAAAGUCUAAAAAUGUGCCGAUGCGUAAAUGAUAUACACUGACUUCUAUAACAAAGAGUUAUCAGAUUUGUAAAAACGCUGUCUUACGCUUCAAUUAAAGUCUUGAACAGAUCCAA
This is a messenger RNA of Hippoglossus stenolepis (Pacific halibut), 1398 nucleotides long. RefSeq lists its product as uncharacterized. The transcript is spliced from 7 exons. Bases 39 to 1037 code for a protein of 332 amino acids. The record is from RefSeq and is a predicted model, not a curated record. Lineage: Eukaryota; Metazoa; Chordata; Actinopteri; Pleuronectiformes; Pleuronectidae.